GACCCCAGGCUCGGCGAGGAGCCGCCGCUCGGCCUCGGCGGCCGACGAGCCUGGGGCCGUCGCCCUCGACCCCAAGAGCCACCGCGAGAAGCUGCCGAGGCCGAGCAUCGUGGACGCCACAGAGGCGCUGUACGCCCAGCCGAGGGACGACGACUCCGGCUGCUCCCCGAGCUCCAG
This is a messenger RNA of Prorocentrum cordatum, 177 nucleotides long. The record is from the annotation of a GenBank genome assembly. Lineage: Eukaryota; Dinophyceae; Prorocentrales; Prorocentraceae.